AUGCCUCGCUCUGGCUCGGGGUCACUGGCGUACCAGAACGUCCCGUCAGAGUCGUACUGGCCUACACCGGCGGGUGGGGCUGCGCCCUUUACGCCAGAGAGACGAAGCCGAAAGAAGUGGUGGAUCAUCGGAGGGGUGUUGUUGGGGACAGCGGCGAUAGCGGCCAUUGUGGCGGGGGUGGUGGUAUCGCAGCAGAAGAACAAGGGGGGUUCAUCGUCGAGCUCGGCGAGUUCUAGCGGGAACAAUGCGGUCUUGUCGAAUCCGAAUGAUCCGAGCGUGUUCGACAAGGACUCGAGGUUACACCAGAGCAUGUGGGGGAUAGCUUAUACCGCCCAAGGCUCGAUCCCACCCAACUGCGGCGCAACACAAGCGAAUGUCACUCGCGACAUGCAGCUUCUGUCUCAGCUCACUACUCGCAUCAGGCUAUACAGCGCCAACUGCAACAUCACCGCUAUGGUUCUGGAGGGCAUCAAGGCGGCAAAGGUGGAUAUGAAGAUAUGGCCCGCGAUCUACAUCAACUCGGACGAGACCUUCAACCAGGCGCAGGCAAAGACCAUCGAAGAGGCUAUCACAACGUACGGAACGGACCACAUCGAGGGCAUCACGGUCGGAAACGAGUACAUUCUCAAUACGGCCGGUACCAACUCCCUUAGCUCCUCGGCCUACCUCGCAUCUGUCUCCAAAAUCCACUCGGAGAUCAAGCAGCUCAACGCUACGAUCCAGAGCAUGAAGCUUUCAAAGCACCUACCAAUCGGUACCUCGGAUGCCGGAUCCGUCAUGUCGACUACCCUCGGUGCAGGCAUCGACUACUUUAUGGCCAAUGUCCACCCUUACUUCGGAGGCCUGGCUAUCGCGGAUGCUGCCAAGUGGACAUGGGACUUCUUCCAGGAGUUUGAUGUUGCGCCCGCCCAGGCAUCAGUCAACAAGCCGGCGGUGUAUAUCGCGGAGGUGGGAUGGCCGAGUCAGAGCAUGAAUGCGAGUGCGGCGAACAGUGGGGCUGGGAGUCCACAGGGUGAUGCUAGCGUGGCAAACUUGCAAACCUUCCUCGACACCUAUGUCUGCCAAGCCAACGCCAACGGGACGCACUACUUUUACUUUGAGGCAUUCGACGAGCCAUGGAAGGCACAAUAUGGAGGGGUGGAGCCGUACUGGGGGCUGUUUGAUAAGGACCGCAACCUCAAGAACAUCACUAUUCCCACGUGCUGA
Molecule: messenger RNA, 1206 nt
Organism: Dioszegia hungarica
Lineage: Eukaryota; Fungi; Basidiomycota; Tremellomycetes; Tremellales; Bulleribasidiaceae
Product: glycoside hydrolase superfamily
Exons: 5
Coding region: 1-1206 (401 amino acids)
Biological process (GO): carbohydrate metabolic process
Molecular function (GO): hydrolase activity, hydrolyzing O-glycosyl compounds
Source: RefSeq, a predicted model, not a curated record